Molecule: messenger RNA, 591 nt
Organism: Drosophila serrata
Lineage: Eukaryota; Metazoa; Arthropoda; Insecta; Diptera; Drosophilidae
Source: RefSeq, a predicted model, not a curated record
UUGAGGAAGAUGAUGUUCGCAAUUGGAACCUGGAUUCUGCUUUUUGCAAUCUCUUUAACCGAGGCUGAUCGUAAAUGGGAUUACGAGCCUCUAUCAAUUGUCACCACCACUUCGGAUCCCAACAAGUUGGGCAUUGAAGGCAAAAUCGAGCGUUUGGGGCGAGGAGAUUUUGGAUUAACAAUCACCCUUGAGUGGAAAUACGAUGCUACUGAAGAAACAAUGGUGGAGGCCGUUGCCUAUCGCAGUAGUUCGGGGGAAGAGAGUGAUUAUAAGCUGUUGCCUUGGGUCAUUCCAAAGCAGAGCUUCUACGAAUACCUCGACACGCAUUACAAGGAUGUGGUGAUCAAGAACUUGGGAAAUUGCUCCAAUCUUCCGCAAUUCGAGGGAAAAUUCCAGCCACCCUUUCCACAGGGCACCUACAAGCUCAAUAAAUGCAAGGUCGAUGGUGAAGGACUGCCUGAAAUUGCACCGCCCGGUUUCUACAAGAUCAUCUUUACUAAAUCGGGACCCGAUCAACCCACAUGGGGGUUAACGGCUGUAUUUAAGGUGACCAAUAAAUUGUUCUGAGAUGUUUAAGUGUAAAAGAUACAU